Messenger RNA from Debaryomyces fabryi, 1599 nucleotides. RefSeq lists its product as uncharacterized. The record is from RefSeq and is a predicted model, not a curated record. Gene Ontology annotation, cellular component: nucleus. The annotation marks the transcript as partial. NCBI's taxonomy places the organism in Eukaryota, Fungi, Ascomycota, Pichiomycetes, Serinales, Debaryomycetaceae. Gene Ontology annotation, molecular function: zinc ion binding; DNA-binding transcription factor activity, RNA polymerase II-specific; DNA binding. Gene Ontology annotation, biological process: positive regulation of transcription by RNA polymerase II; DNA-templated transcription. The transcript has a single exon.
AUGAAUAAAAAGAGAAACAGACAAAUACUCGUUUGUGCAAACUGCCAUAAGAAGAAAAGAAAAUGUGACAGAGAGCUCCCAUGUUCGAGCUGUAUAAGAUUAAGCAUUGAAAGUAGCUGCUCGUAUUUUACACCUAAAAGACAACACGUAGUUGAUGAUAAACUCAACGCUACUCAUGGAUUUUCCGAACAAAACAGGACAGGGAUCAACAAUAAUUUGAAUGAGAAUAGAGUUGGAGAACACCGCGAGGACUUGAAUGGCCGAGUAGAGACUCUCAACAAGAAAGUUAGAGAACUUGAGGCUCUUUUAACUACAUCUACAAGGGACAAGAACCAGAAGCCUAGAGAUUUACUGCUAUCCUUUAGAUAUGGAGACACGUCUACACAGAAAGUAGAAGGUUCAUCAAAAUCCAUUUAUCUGAAUUCCAAAGGUAUUGAGGGAUUUGUUGGUUUCAACCCCGUUCAACUGGAUAAUCAGACAAUUAAUUUUCUUAAUACAUUCAAUACAAAUUCUAAUGUGCCAGUUUCUCCAUACGGCCCAUUGAGGUAUCUAAUCUUAAUAAAACAAGAUCCUACAGGAAUAUUGAUAUCAAACUAUUUGAGGUCACCUUCUCUGAGGAAUUUUGAGCAUUUUUCGUCGCCUCAUGUUGCUGACUUAGAUAAAUUGGAAGAAAAGUCCCGUCAUUUCUACGGCGAUAGUUAUAUUAAGAAGAUAGGAAAAGAUCAUACUCCGAAUGAUAUUAUAGAAGUGAAGAAUGCAAUUUCCAAGUUUGGAUUGAGUCGAGGAAUAAGUCUUAGCAUAGCACAGCCUGAGAAUGAGAGAAAUUUAUUGGAUAAAGUAAAGCUUGUAUUGCCGAAUAAAAAGACAGUCAAUUUACUUAUAAAUUUGUUCUUUGAAGUUCUCUAUCCUCACUUUCCAAUAUUGGAUGAAACUACUUUUCGCUCGGAUAUUCUUGCAAUAUUUGACGGAGAGAUAAAUAAUUCCCAAAUAAAUAAAAUAGAAACUAUAAAAAUCAGGAAUAGACAAGAUGUUGCGGUUAUUGCAACAUUAUUAAUGUUAAUGAGAUUGAGCUAUUUAUCAUUAUUUAAUAAUGACGCACGGAAAAAUGAGAGCUUGUUGAAUUCAGAAAAUGAUUCUUUAGAUAUAAGAAACAAAAAGUAUCUUUUGCAAAAUCCCGUACAAUUAGAAGUUAUAAAUGUAGCAAAAUUAUGCAUUAGAGAGCUAGAUCUAAUUUCGCUACCAAACUUAGCAAUUUUUCAGGCGUCACUCAUGAUGCAAAUUUAUCAAACCUAUUCACCAGAAGAAGAUACAUUCAUUAGAACGGAAUCUCCAGUUAGUAUUGGAAACUUGUAUCAAAUGGCAAAUUCCUUGUUUUUAAAUAGAGAUCCAGACUACAUUCUAUAUUAUGCCGAUAGGAGGAUGGAUGAAAAAAUGAAGACUUUGAGUAGGCGAUUAUGGUAUUUUUUAAUUACCUUGGAUAUCGAGGAUUCAAUAAUAUACGGCACUCAAAUUUAUACUGUUGAAGUGAAUUACGAUACCAAAAUACCGACUGUUCCUAAAAAAAAUUCAGACUCCCUCAUGGACAAGGAAACAGAAAUC